GAGGGAGGCGAUGCCAUCAACCUCAAGGUGGUGACACAGGACGGCAGCGAAAUAUUCUUCAAGGCGCCUCGCACCUCCCGCGCGCGACCCGCCCGGCGGCGGCGUGCGUGCCUGAUGAACGCCUUCUGCCAGCGCCAGGGCAUGUCGCAGCAAGGCGUCCGUUUCCUCUUUGAUGGCGAGCGCCUCAACGGCAACCAGACACCCGCCGAG
Emiliania huxleyi CCMP1516 is the source of this 210-nucleotide messenger RNA. RefSeq lists its product as hypothetical. Lineage: Eukaryota; Haptophyta; Isochrysidales; Noelaerhabdaceae. The record is from RefSeq and is a predicted model, not a curated record. Gene Ontology annotation, cellular component: nucleus. The annotation marks the transcript as partial. The transcript has 2 exons. Gene Ontology annotation, biological process: protein sumoylation. Gene Ontology annotation, molecular function: protein tag activity; ubiquitin-like protein ligase binding.